AUGGCUCUCGCACGCCUCAUCCCCAAGAGCAAGGACGAUGACUACUCUCCAGUAGUCUCGUCGCCUCUGAACCCUGAGAGCUGCUACCAGGCACAAAUGUGCCAGCAGUACAAGACUCAGAGAAGAAUCACUUUAGCCGGACGCCCAACUUCAAAGCAGAGGAGCCCUACCCAGCUUCUGAUGAGGAACAAGGCCGCCGUCGCUUUCCACCACCACGCCAUUGCAGUUAGCCAAUCGAGGGGCCAUCAUGACCUGUGGGCGGUCAGCGGCGAUAUAGGUGCCGGGAGAAGACCGUCAUCGAACUUGCUGCAUGUCGGCAAACAAGGGAGGACGCUCCGCUGCCCAACCAAGAUCUCUGGCAGGAACUACAGCAGUAGCACCGUGACACCAUCACAUCCAAAACACGCAAUAUUCCCCGCACCUGUGGGUGUCUCCUUCGACAGCAUCAUCAGCAGCUCCGUCGGCGACGGCGACGACAAUGUUUUUGAGACGGAGGAAGAGGAAAAGGUGCAUCUGCUGACGCUGCAGGUAAACGGCGACGAUUUCAGGGUCGACUUUUCCGGCGUCACCAUCGACCCCAUGACGACGAUGACAACGACGGCGACAACAGUGCUCAUGCAAAGGCCGCGAACCAUCCGGGAUUUAUGGUCGACACCCGGGAGGAUGCUGGGCGGGGCUGCCGCCGUCUGCUGCUUAUUAUUACUUUUCUUUGUCAAAAUUGAAGCGCUGUUUAGCAACUGGUUUAUGCAGUGA
Pyricularia pennisetigena is the source of this 753-nucleotide messenger RNA. RefSeq lists its product as uncharacterized. Bases 1 to 753 code for a protein of 250 amino acids. The transcript has a single exon. The record is from RefSeq and is a predicted model, not a curated record. Lineage: Eukaryota; Fungi; Ascomycota; Sordariomycetes; Magnaporthales; Pyriculariaceae.